GAUGCUUCCGCCAGCCGUCAAUCUGGUGACGUCAUCAGCAGUGGCGGCUUAUAGUUGUUAGGCGCUGGAUUUGAAUUUUUUUCAGUGAUAGAGAAGAGACGGAGAUCGGUAAUCCCCAUCGGAAGAGAGCAAUUUGUCUGAGAGUAUCCCUUGGCAGGAAGAAUGAGGAGAAGUUCAGUGACAAACAGGCAAUCGCUCCUGCCUUUACGGGUGCAGGAUUCUAGCAAAGCGAGUCUAAUCACACCUCAGAAGAAAGACCGUCAGGGUUUUGGUAAACUAAGUAUGACCAAGCCUGUUUCUGGAACAAGUGAACGAAAGACCAGCUUCUUUGGGAAAAGAGCAAGCAAUGGGACGUCUCGGAACAGUCUGUAUGGCACAUUUGGUGCUGCUGAGAAGAUAAAGGACCCUAGACCGGUGCACGACAAAGCCUUCAUCCAGCAGUGCAUCCGACAACUUUGUGAGUUUCUUAAUGAAAAUGGCUAUUCUCCAGCUGUCACUGUGAAAUCUUUACAAGGUCCCUCAACAAAAGACUUUCUGAAGAUCUUUACGUUUUUGAUCAGCUUCAUAUGUCCAGAUUAUGAAAUUCCAGAUUCUAAGUUUGAAGAGGAGAUCCCAAGGAUGUUUAAAGAACUUGGGUAUCCCUUUGUUUUGUCGAAAAGCUCAAUGUACACAGUUGGCGCACCUCACACCUGGCCGCAGAUAGUGGUAGCCUUGGUCUGGUUAUUAGAUUCCAUUCAGACAGCGAGUCAGAAGAUGAAUGAAAAUGAGUUUGGCGAUCCUCAGAUCGUGCAGCAGAGUGAUAAUGGUGUUGAGUUUAACAAGGUCUUUGUAGAUUACAGCAUUAGGUGCUACAACAGGUUUAUGGAUGGCCAUGAUAUAUUUGAAGAUCAGGAGGCUGAGGUGCAAGCAAAGCUCAAAGAAAACUACAAAGUGGACUAUUCCCAUAAGGAGUUUCUCUUAACGGAGUCUAGGAGAUUAGCAGAAGAAAUCGAGAAAUUAGAAAAGGAGAAAGAUAAUGAGCCAGUGAGUAUCUGUGGUCUUAUGCUUGAUCUGUAG
This is a messenger RNA of Bombina bombina (fire-bellied toad), 1056 nucleotides long. It is a transcript of the gene NDC80, whose product is annotated as NDC80 kinetochore complex component. The record is from RefSeq and is a predicted model, not a curated record. The coding region runs from base 163 to 1056 and encodes 297 amino acids. The transcript is spliced from 9 exons. Gene Ontology annotation, biological process: attachment of mitotic spindle microtubules to kinetochore. Gene Ontology annotation, cellular component: Ndc80 complex. Lineage: Eukaryota; Metazoa; Chordata; Amphibia; Anura; Bombinatoridae.